GAAACUUUGGCUUCCUGAGUCGACCUUAGACGAGGGUAAAGACAAGCAACUGUUCUAAAGCAAGAAGUGAUCACUGUGUACUUAUCAUGUUCGUCGAGUGCUGACCCCCCACCCCCCAAUAUAAUGGACGAAGCUGAAAUGGAGGCGAUGGCCAUGUCGUCAGGCAGCUCUUCCAUUGGGGAAGCAGUGUCUGGUAGAGGACAGAAUGUGCCUGAUGAAGAUGACGGGCUCUACUACAUCCCAGAGAGAAGACCUUCUCUGGACCUGGGGCCAAGUCCAAUGGAUACUAGCCAGUGGCUUUCUGUGGAAAAGGCCUCGUCUCCAGUUCUGAGUUACUGGUCAAUGACAAGUGAGGAGAGGCCAGACUACAUGGAUGAUGAAGAUGGAUCCUUCACAAGCAUCCAUCUGAAUAGAGCAGAUUCAUUCUCUAGCUGCUACUCCUGGGACAGUGAUGAUUGUGAAAAGAGAACCCCAAAGGGUAAAUGCAAAGAUGAUACCGUCCCAGAGCCUUCCAGCAUGUCUGAGAUAAUCCAAGACUCAAACAACAUUAGGCACCCUUCGUUGACAGUGGCAUUCAUUUUUAAGGCUAUUUGUAAAACUCUCGGGAGGCUGUCCAAAGACGACAUUAAGACAUUCAAGACGAUGCUAUGGAAGCGUUACCCGCAGUCCUUCAACACUCCUCCCCAAGGCAUGGACAUGGUGGACCUUGUGGACCGGCUACUUGAGUGUUACAGCCUGGAGGUAUCUUUGCAGAUCACCAAAACCCUUCUUGAGGAAAUUGGGAAAAAGACGCUGGUUGAAUACCUCCAGACUUUGUGCAUCAGAAAUGAAGUACGUCACGAGUUAAGCGAGACUCUGAAGAGAACAUACGGCGAAGUAUGUGAGGAUUCGGCCAUGCAGAGAGAGGAGAGGCCCUUUGAUGAUGUCUUUGCAAAACUCAACAUAACCUCAACAUGUGAUAAUGGCCCAAAUAUUGAACAUGAGGUCAUGACCAUAGAAAAGCUGGACAGCAACCGGGCGGAAGGGAAAUUGCUUUCUACUGCAGAUAUUUUGAGUGCUGAAAGGCUUGAGCACUCAAACAUGAAGCUCAUGUUGAUCACUGGAGUUGCAGGGUCAGGGAAGUCUAUGGCGGUCAGAAGGUUGAUCCUCGAUUGGAUUGAAGAGCGGUCCCACCAACACGUGUCUUUCCUGUUUCCGUUGCCCUUCAGAGAGCUCAAGCAGUUUGAGGGUUCUAAUAUCUCCCUGUUGGAAAUAAUACACACACUCUACCCACCAACAAAAAAACUAAGGGACAGGGAUUAUAGAUGCGAAGACUGCAAAAUCAUGUUUGUCUUUGACGGUCUUGAUGAGUACAAUGGGAAGCUUGAUUUCCAAAACACUGAGCUUCUCAGCGACCACACAGAUCCCACCACCCUGAACGUCAUUGUGGUGAACCUCCUCAGAGGGAGGCUGCUCUACCGCGGCCUAUUCCUGGUCACAUCUCGGCCGCAAAUAAGGCGCUGCAUUCCUUGGGAUACGCAUUACGAUGAAAUAGACGUGCGUGGUUUCUGUGACCCUGAAAAGGACGAGUACUUCAGGAGGAGAUUUCAGGAUCCAGAUCAAGCAGCUCGAGUUAUUGCACACAUCAACUCUUUCAAAACCCUCCGCAUCAUGUGCCACCUGCCCUUGUUUUGCUCACUGGUCGCUGAUGAGUACCAGCACAUAUUUCGAGGACAGGGGACGCAGGCAGAGCUGCCCAGGAGCAUCACCUACAUGUACACAAAGCUGCUGCUGGCACUCACACGUCAGCAUCGCAGAUUUAGAGCUCCAGAUUGUAGCCCAGAUGAAGAGAGAGACUUCCUCAUGAAACUUGGAAAGCUGGCCCUCGACAUGCUGGAACAAGGCCAGUUCAAGAUUACCAGGUCCGACUGGAAAGAGGUUGGAAUCAACGAGGAGGAGGCAGUGAUUAACAGUGGCCUGUGCACACAAUACACCACAAAGCCAUUUGUCUUGAUUCAAGAGAGAGUCUUCAGCUUUAUCCACCCCACCAUGCAGGAGUACCUGGCUGCUCUUUAUGUGUUUCUCACCUUUAGAAACCAGGGGAAGAACACUUUGGGGCAGCAACUGAAACGCAAGGUCAGGGGGAUGUUGAAGGGGCACAAGGCGAUGGAGCUGUACAAGAGCGCGGUGGACAGAAGCCUGCUUUGUGAGGACGGCAAACUGGACAUUUUCCUGCGUUUCCUGUUUGGAAUGGCAAUUGAGACCAACCUGGAACUUCUUCAACCAUUCUGCACCUCUUCUCUGCAGUGGCCAACAGUUGUUGAAGAUGCUACUGCCCUCAUCAGGAAGAAGAUCAGAGAAAAUCAGUAUCCUGACAGGAAUGAGAACUUGCAGCACUGCCUGGACGAGCUGGGUGUGUUUGGGUCAGAGGUGGUGUCCAGUUGAUCCGACUCUUGAAACACGGACAGAUGUUUUGUAAUUUUGAUACAAAACAUCCACCCAGACUUCCACUAAAUUCCAAGAGGAGGAAAUCUGUUAAAGACACGUGCCUGUUCUGAUCGAGAAACCUUUUUCUAUUUCUAGAACAUUUGCAGUAAUGGAGCCUUAAAACCAAAUAUAAUUGCCUCUGAAGUUACACUGAUGUGCUAAAGGUGUGAAAAAUUUAAUCUUUUGAGAAAACGGGGAUGGUGUGAUUUAAUUGUGUGUUAAUAUGGGUUUACAGUUGCUGCUUUUAUACAAUGCAUAUACAAUCAAAGAUUUUUGAUUGACAUUAUUGCUAGUGCUGCCUACUUUUUAACUUAACACAUAUUCAUGUGGAAUAUGAGUCAAUAUAAAACUAAACUAGUUUGCACUUUUAAGUUUUGUAAUUACUUUUUGUACUUACCAGUCUGUACUCCUCGUUGGCUGCUUAUAUUAAUGUUUUAGUGUGUAAUGCAAUUAUUUGUAAAAGUAAUUGUUUAUCCUAAAAAGUAUCCAUGCUCUAAUCCCAGUCACCUGUUUGAAAUGAGUGGCUAAUGAUUAACAAUAAAUCUGCAAGAAAACAACCAUGUGGUCAAUCAGCACUGCACACUUGAGUUUGUGAG
This is a messenger RNA of Chelmon rostratus (copperband butterflyfish), 3062 nucleotides long. It is a transcript of the gene nlrc3l1, whose product is annotated as NLR family, CARD domain containing 3-like 1. The record is from RefSeq and is a predicted model, not a curated record. Lineage: Eukaryota; Metazoa; Chordata; Actinopteri; Chaetodontiformes; Chaetodontidae. Bases 124 to 2424 code for a protein of 766 amino acids. The transcript is spliced from 7 exons.